Messenger RNA from Aureobasidium melanogenum CBS 110374, 495 nucleotides. RefSeq lists its product as uncharacterized. The transcript has 3 exons. The record is from RefSeq and is a predicted model, not a curated record. Bases 1 to 495 code for a protein of 164 amino acids. Lineage: Eukaryota; Fungi; Ascomycota; Dothideomycetes; Dothideales; Saccotheciaceae.
AUGCAUUUCUCUUCCUGGACACCACUUAUGGUUUCUCUUCUUACGAUAUCCGCCAAUGCCAUUCCUAUUCUAGAAGUCCGCAAGAACGGCGGCGGUGGUGGUGGAGGUGGCGGAACCACUACCACAAGAGGCGGUCCUGCAUCAGCAAAAGUCACGUUAUACAGUCAAUACACCUGCGUCGCACCGAACACUCCUCCACCCACAGAUGGUAGCGCAGGUACAACCGUCUCUUUCAGCGUCACAGAAGCUCAAUGCACAAUCCCAAGCACGGGACUGCAGUUUGGUGGAGCCUUGACAGCAAGUUUGACUGCAACGCCCAAGACAGGAACAGUUGGAUGUUACAUCGUUGGUCACAGUCAACAAGGUUGUGGUAUUGUACUCUCAAACCAGAUGCAUGGAUGGCCCGUGGGAGGAAUCAAUGUUGGAGAUUCGCUUGGCUGUGGUAACCCACCAUCUGGCACUUCGUAUCUUGCUUUUGAGAUUAUUUGUCAAUAG